Messenger RNA from Oenanthe melanoleuca, 2058 nucleotides. RefSeq names its product serine rich and transmembrane domain containing 1 (gene SERTM1). NCBI's taxonomy places the organism in Eukaryota, Metazoa, Chordata, Aves, Passeriformes, Muscicapidae. The coding region runs from base 61 to 900 and encodes 279 amino acids. The record is from RefSeq and is a predicted model, not a curated record. The transcript is spliced from 3 exons. Gene Ontology annotation, cellular component: intracellular membrane-bounded organelle.
CCAGCCCCGGCUCGUUUCAGGGGUGUAUGACAGCCGCGGGACGGUAGGAGCGAGGUGUUGAUGCGGGUGCGUGCGAUGCGCGGUGACCUCCAUCCCCUAGCGCCGGUGAGGCGGGGGGCUCGCCGGGGCCAGCACGGCACGGCACGGCACGGUACAGCACGGCACGGUACAGCACAGCCCAGCACGGCACGGCACAGCCCGGCCCGUCCGGGGGGCAGCGGCUGGCGAGGGGCGGGGGGCGCGGGCCGGGCGAGGGGCGGGCCGGGGGCGGCGCUGCCUCCGCGGCCGUGCGGGACGGAGCGGGGCUGGAGCGGGGCUGGAGCGGGGCUGGAGCGGGGCUGGAGCGGGGCUGGAGCGGGGCUGGAGCCGCGCAGGGCAGCGCGGAGGAAGAGCGGGGCGGCUGCGGGCAGAAGGUGCCGCGCUGCCGCUUGCGCCCGAGCCGGAGCAUCCCGAGCCGGAGCAUCCCGAGCCGGAGCAUCCCGGCGGCGUCAGCCCUCUGCUUUCCGAGGGAGGUGGACGCUCCGGGUGCGGGGUGUUGUUUUGUGCCCUGCCCCUCAGACGGUGCGGUUUUUGGUGCCCUGGCGCUCGGCUGUCGCCCGCAGGUUCCCGCAGCCCGGGGCCGCUCGCUGCCGCUGUCCGGUCGGGACCCGGCGGGUUCGGGAAGCUCUGUGCGCCCGGGAGCAGCUCCCGCCGUGCCUCGCCCGUGCUGCUGCUCCGAGGGAGCAUCCUCAGCGGUUUGCCUGUCCUGUGCUGAAACCAAGGGCGUUCGGUUUUCACAAGCGUUUAACCGAGGGGCUUUUCUCAGCACGCAGUCCCUUUGGGUUUGGGCGUGAUCACCAACCUCAUCCUCUGCAUUCAGCUCCUAUUUCCAUAUCUUCUUCCUGUUUUUCUGAAGGAUAAAAAUCCUAAAUUGUCCUGUGCUUGAGCAGUAAAGGAUAAAUUCAUUCACUGGCUGACUUGUCAUCUCGCCGUUGUGAUGGAAAAAUGUUUGCUUAAAAUAAACCCUUUUGAUGCCACUCAAACUGCCUUCGAAUACAAGAGCUGUUGUGAUUUUUAAAACACAAACCAAAUAAUGUCAGAACCCGACCCUUCAUCUGGAUUUGUGGGAAACAUGGAAAAUGGGACUUUUCUGGAGCUGUAUCCCACAUCCCUUUCAACUUCAGUGGAUUCAUCACCUGGCCGUUUAUCCAACGUCUACGUCUAUGUUUCUAUAUUCCUUAGUCUCUUAGCUUUUCUCCUUUUGCUACUGAUCAUUGCACUUCAGAGGCUGAAAAACAUCAUUUCUUCCAGUUCCUCCUACCCUGAGUACAAUAGUGAUGCUGGAAGUUCAUUCACUAACUUAGAGGUUUGCAGUAUUUCUUCCCAGCGCUCUGCUCUCUCAAACCUUUCUUCAUGAAAAUAAAUGAAGGGAAACACACAGGGAAUGGAAGAGCUUUGUCUAGUUUCUUGGGGAAGUAGUGCAUGUAACAUUUGCCUUAGAAGACUAUUAUCAAGAGAUGUUUUUUAAAGUUUCCUUAUUUUUUUUCUCCUUUCCUUUUCGAGUCUUCAUUUCCCCUUUAACUAAUUCUCAUUUUGGACAAUGGAUAAUGAUACCUGAUCAUCAUUUCUUGCCUGUAAUGUGAUGCUGUCUUUUUCUCACUCAUAGACGGUGUUCAUUAACAGUACUACUGCCAAAUUGUAAUACAGUUCUAGCUGGAUGUGUCAUUUUUCUGCUCUAAUUGUGACCCCUUCCCUGGUCUUGUGUCAGCAAUAUAUUGACUAGUUUUCUUUUUCUUUUUUUAAUUAUAUGAGGACUUUUGGAUUAAAUUCCUACUGCUAAAGUACAAAACAAUCUGCUUAAAUUAUAAAUAUUGGGGCAAUUUAAAGUUGUUGAUGUUGUUUCCUCAUUUUUUUAUUUAAUUUUCACAUCUUACUCUGUAUUUAUUGAUAUAAAACACAACUAAUUCUUGAAGAAUGUUGCUUUUGUUUAUUUGUACUCCCAACUCGUUCUGUAUGCAGUCUGUGUUUCAGUUUCUGAGUCUCUUUGGUUAACUCAGUAAAGCGACUACACUAAUGAUA